Williopsis jadinii is the source of this 1548-nucleotide messenger RNA. Its product is annotated as MFS general substrate transporter. NCBI's taxonomy places the organism in Eukaryota, Fungi, Ascomycota, Saccharomycetes, Phaffomycetales, Wickerhamomycetaceae. The coding region runs from base 1 to 1521 and encodes 506 amino acids. The transcript has 2 exons. Gene Ontology annotation, molecular function: secondary active monocarboxylate transmembrane transporter activity. The record is from RefSeq and is a predicted model, not a curated record. Gene Ontology annotation, biological process: plasma membrane lactate transport. Gene Ontology annotation, cellular component: plasma membrane.
AUGUCUGAUGUUAAGAGAUACAUUCUAUCGCGUGUACCUACUCUGUUUUGUAUACCAGGGACGUCAUUUCAAGCGUUGAACCCAGUUCCAGCUCUAUCUGCUCUAUCGAGAAAUGACUGGAACUAUUUCCUCAUGGGUUAUGCUGCUUGGACAAUCGAUGCUUUCGACUUCUUCUGUGUCUCAGCCUGUGCCCCAGCAUUGGCCCAGGCAUUAGAUAGAUCAGUCACUGACAUCACAUGGGGUAUUACUCUGGUGCUAAUGACUCGUUCCCUUGGUGCAGUUAUCUUCGGCUCUCUUUCUGAUACAUAUGGUAGAAAGCCAACUUAUUUGGCAGUCAUGUGUCUUUUCUGUAUCAUUGAAGUUGGCACUGGGUUUGUUCAAAAUUAUACCCAAUUCUUAGUUGUCAGAGCUAUGUUCGGUAUAUGUAUGGGAGGUUGUUACACCACAGCGUCCGCUACGGCUUUGGAAUCACAACCAGUGGGCUCACGUUCUGUGCUGGGUGGUAUUUUCCUACCGGGUUAUAACUUGGGUUAUAUACUUGCUGUUGCAUUCUACCGUGCCUUUGAGUUCACAGAGCACGGUUGGAGAGCUUUGUUCUGGUUCUCUGCUGCCCCACCGGCGAUCUUGUUCGUUUGGAGAAUGUUCUUCCCAGAGCAUCCUCAUUUUACAGCACUGAAACGUGUACAACGUGAAAAGGCACUUUCCGAAGGUAAACAUCACCAGGCCUCCUCACCAUGGGCACAGUUCUUUGCAGAUCUGAAGAGUGCCAUGAGACAUCAUUGGCUAAUGUUUGUUUAUUUGGUGAUAUACAUGUCUUUGAUGAACUUUUCAUCUCAUGCUUCUCAAGAUUUGAUGCCGACGAUGUUGCAGAACCAAUUGGGAUUUGAAGCGAAUGACCGUACUAUCAUUAUGGUUGUCAUCAAUAUUGGUGCGAUCUUUGGUGGUUUAUGUGUUGGCACAAUCUCUGAAUAUACGGGUAGAAGACUUGCCGUCUUCGUCUGUACGAUCUGCAGUUCUGCAUUGAUUUAUCCAGCUUUCUACACCACAGAUAUGGCAGGCCUGAUCUGUGGUGGAUUCUUCAUGCAAUUCUUUGUUAUGGGUUGCUGGGGUGUUACGUCGGUUUACAUCAUGGAACUUUCUCCAAAUGCUUUUAGAGCGUUAUUCGGUGGUUUGGCGUACCAGCUGGGUAACUUGGCCUCAUCUGCUUCCUCCACCAUUGAGGCAGAAAUCAGCGAAGCUUUCCCUCUAUCAGAUAUUGGCCCUGAAGUUUACGACUACGCUCGUAGUAUGGCUUUGUUCAUGGUUGGUGUUAACGUUUGUUUGGUUAUUUGCAUUGUCAGUGGUCCGGAGAAGUUCCAUAAGGAUUUCAGUAUCCAAGGCGAGGGACAGGAGCAGUUGCAGCGCAAGUCAUGCAAUGAUGUUGAUGAAGAGCUAGCCAUUGAAUAUACAGAGGAUCUGAAGCAUACGGACAGAGUAUCCUGGACUGAGAAGCACUCCAUUCACCAUAAUGAAAAAACCUGAACAAUUCUUGCUUUCUAAGGCCAGUCG